CUUGAUGACGAUGAUGAUGGGGCAGCUCUAGUUGAUGUCCUCGAAUGCACAAGGGAGCCCACUCCAUAUGAUCACCCGACCAAUAGCAACAUAAAGUUCUGGGAUUUACCUGGAAUAGGGACUCCAGACUACCCUGACCUAGAUACAUACUGCAACAAAGUACAGCUGGAGAAGUACCACACGUACCUAAUUUUCACAACCACUCGAUUCAAAGCGAACGAGUUGAAAUUGGCAAAAAAAGUGAGAUCGAUUGGAAAGAAAUUUUUCUUUAUUCGCACAAAAAUUGAUGAAAGCAAAAAUUCGACGAGGAAGCAAUGCUAGCAAGAAUCCGAGAAAACGAUUUUGUGUCUCUCGGUAACCUGCUGACUGACGAUCAAGAUAUAUUUUUGAUCAGCAACCAUGACCCCGACAAGUGAGACUUUGUUAGACUGACCCAGGCUAUUCUAGAUGCAUUGACGAGAUACCAGCGAGAAAGCAUGACCUUUGCCCUUGGGAAAGUCAUAACAAGGUCGUCAGAAGAUAUUUUUCAGAGAAAAGUCAAUGUUCUUAGACAACGCAUAUGGAAGGUUGCUACAGCAUCUGGUGCCGUUGCUGCCAUUCCAGUACCGGGACUGUCCUUUGCUGUUGACGCUGCCCUAAUACUGAGGGAACUCAGCUUGUACAGAAGUCAGCUUGGCCUUCCUGAAAUCGGAUCUGCUGAGUUUGUCCAGCUACACUUCGCCACCAAAGAAAAAGUACUCAGUGUCACCCUUACCACUGCUGCACAACUGAGCCCAUAUUUUGCAUCUUAUGCUGCUUCUACAGCCAUCGAGGAAUUCGCUCGUUAUAUUCCCUUUAUUGGUGUGGCCAUAGCCAGCGGUAUCUCGUUCAGUGCUACAUAUUAUGCCCUGAGUAAACUCUUAACAAAUGUUGAAGAAGUUGCGAAGUUAUUUCUAAAGGAGGCUGCAAAUGUGGUUGAUUGA
Porites evermanni is the source of this 962-nucleotide messenger RNA. The record is from the annotation of a GenBank genome assembly. Lineage: Eukaryota; Metazoa; Cnidaria; Anthozoa; Scleractinia; Poritidae.